UUUCCCCACCACAUUAUUUUGCCUUCUCCUACUUCCACAAAAAUGGGCAUUUUCCCCCACAACCACUAUUGAGUAGCUCCAAAUUUUGUAUAUGUAGCUCUUUUUAAUGCAAGAAUUUGAUUCCUCUUCAUUCUUCAAUAACUCCAAUGUAUUCCUUAGCUCAACACAAGUAUACACCAAACUUCCACCACCAAGUUUGCAAGAACCAUCCACCCCGUCACCCGUCUCGAGUACAUUGUUCUACCACAACCACUACCACCACCACCUCUAGGUCUAAGUCCAAUGCUAAGUCAUUGGUCAUUGAGACCCGGCUCGUGCCGGUGCCGCCAAUGCCAACGGUCGUUACCACUGAGAUCCACCGUCCAAUGAACAAUGACCCAAGUUUGCAAUCAACAUGGUCUCAUAGAGCUUGGGUGGCAGCUGGAUGCUCAACUUUGGUCAUUUCCUUGGGAGAGUCCAUAAAGGGUGCUAUUGAUUUGAACAUGUGGGUUGAGCCCAUUGUGGCAGGUUGGGUUGGAUACAUCUUAGCUGAUCUUGGAUCAGGGGUUUACCAUUGGGCCAUCGACAAUUAUGGCGAUGGCUCAACCCCAAUUGUUGGGGCUCAAAUUGAAGCCUUUCAAGGCCACCACAAGUGGCCUUGGACCAUCACUAGGCGUCAAUUUGCUAACAAUUUACAUGCAUUGGCACGUGCAGUGACCUUGGCAGUGCUUCCUGUAGUCCUUCUUUGCCAUGACCCUAUUGUUGAAGAAUUUGUUGUGGUGUGCUCAGGUUGCAUCAUGUUUAGCCAACAGUUUCAUGCAUGGUCACAUGGCACUAAGAGCCGGCUUCCGCCACUCGUGGUGGCAUUACAAGAGGCCGGCGUGUCACGGUGGCAACAUGCCGCACACCACCGGGCACCAUAUAACAAUAACUAUUGUAUAGUGAGUGGAGUGUGGAAUGAGUUUUUGGAUAAGCAUAAGGUCUUUGAAGCCAUGGAAAUGGUAUUGUAUUUUAAAACAGGAGUUAGGCCAAGGUCAUGGAGUGAACCUGCCCCUGAGUGGGUUGAGGAGAUUGAGACUCCUUCUCAAAUCCAAAUCCAAACCCAAUGAAUGAUGUUUAUUCUCUUCUCCAUUUAUUUUUAAACCAUUUAUAACACACAUGUGUCAAUGUAGCUUUUGGGUAAUGUAAAUUACAUUAUAUUUAAAUUAUAAAGCUUGAAAGGUUAAAUAUAUGAUAGAGGAAGUCUGUUCUUUCUUAA
This is a messenger RNA of Glycine soja, 1237 nucleotides long. Its product is annotated as fatty acid desaturase 4, chloroplastic-like. Lineage: Eukaryota; Viridiplantae; Streptophyta; Magnoliopsida; Fabales; Fabaceae. The record is from RefSeq and is a predicted model, not a curated record. The transcript has a single exon. Bases 147 to 1088 code for a protein of 313 amino acids.